AUCAGCAGAAUGCGGAAGUGAUACCCCCCCCAGGGCAGUAGAAAUGCAUUGAAAAUGAGGUUCAGGUUUGGGAAAUUAAACGCUAGUAAAAGUACUGUCAUUGCUUCUUUCGUGUAACCUGUACUUUUGACGAAGCAAUAGUGCUGCAACUUGAAUUAUGAAACUCUAACUUUUUUUUAUUUUCGUGAUAGAAAGGACGAUUUGAUCAUCGACCUAAGCCUGAUCCUUUCUGCCAGCCCAUGUACCCAUUCUGCCCUACAGGCUCUCCUGAUGGGGAGAUUCCUCAGAUGAAAGAUCAGGACAUUAUCGAGGUUUAUCGGCUUCAGACCCCUGUCUGGGAGUUCAAAUACGGAGAUCUACUUGGACAUUUUCAUAUCAUGCAUGAUGCAAUUGGUUUCCGGAGCAUGCUGACAGGCAAAAACUAUACAAUGGAGUGGUAUGAACUCUUUCAGCUUGGGAAUUGCACCUUCCCACAUCUUCGACCUGGAAUUGAAGCUCCUUUCUGGUGCAAUCAGGGAGCAGCCUGUUUCUAUGAGGGAAUAGAUGAUUUACACUGGAAAGAAAAUGGUUCUUUGGUAAAAGUAUCUGAAAUAACUGGUGACAUAUUCAACAAACUAGCCCAGUGGGUGAAGGAGGAUAACAGAACUGGUAUAUAUUAUGAGACAUGGACUGUUCAAACUGAUCCUUCUCCAAACGCUACAGUGUGGUUCAAAUCUUACGAUUGUUCAGCAUUUGUUCUGAGAACCUACCAGACUCUGUUUGAAUUAGGUGCUGUCUUUAAGAGCCCUAUACAAACUAACUAUACUAGAAUAUUUCUUUACAGUGGUGAGCCAACCUAUCUUGGAAAUGACACAACCAUAUUUGGGUUGCAAUGUAACAAGACUUUAGGAAAAGAAAUUACUUCCUUUUAUUUUCCUUUUAGACCACCACAUUCAGUGAAGGAACUGAUACUAAGUCUGUUAGAAAUAGUCAAUAAGGUUGUACUGGAGAAAACCUUUUAUCUUUAUUUCAAUUUUGAGUAUUGGUACUUGCCAAUUAAAAAACCCUAUGUUAAAAUAACCUAUGAAGAAAUACCUCUGCCAUCGAAAUCAACAGGUGCUUAGCAACAUGUGCAGAAGGAAAACAACUGUUGAAAUGUAAGCUUUGGCACUAUUUUUGUAUAUCAAUCCUUUUGUAUCUUACUGUGUACAAAGUUAAUGCUAUUUAAUAUUUUUGUUCUUUCCCUUGUGCAAUAGUAUACAGUAGAAAACAAUUCUGCAUCAGAGCUGCAGAACAAGGUAUAACAACAACAUUGUUUACAAUUAUUAACCAAGUUAUUCCAUCCCCUCCCCACUUGUGAAAUAGAAUCCCAGAAAACAGUAGCUAAGGCUUUAGAUAUCACACAUCCCAGAAUGAUUAACUCCAUCAAGUGGAGCUCUAUUUGUGACUGGGAUUACAAUUCAUAGAAUUACUUUAAAAUGUGCUGGUUAAAUACACCAUUUCAUAGAGAUGUACAGCACAGAAACAGACUCUUCGGUCCAACUUCUGAGCUUUGGGUCAGAAAAGGGAAGAAGAGGAAUGCUGUUGUAACCAAUAGUGUAGAGUGAAUGAUGGACGACUGAAAAUAGUGGAUUUCAGAACAAUUUAAUUGUACACUUUGCUGGGUUCUAAUGAUCUAGCAUUCAGCUUCAAUUCCCAACUAAAGUUGCAACUUUUUUACAUUGGCUCAAGGUUUAGAAUGUGAUCCACAACAAAUGUGCACUGUUAAUUUGGCUUAAUGAACUUUUGACUUGUAUUGGACAUGUUUAUAUGUACUGAGAUAUUUACAUUCCUUCUGAAAUUAUACAGUUUACUUUACCAAUUUACAUUAUUUAAGCUUCAAAAGUUGACUUUAGUUACUCAAGUAGUAAGUCUUCCACAUCACUAAGUUGCUAAUGCUAUUAGAGUUAACGUCUUUCUAUAUCUAAAUAUGGCAGCGUCCUUUAAUGGCUAAAGAAUUUUUUUCAUUGCAAGUACUUCACCUGUGAUCUGCCAAUUCAUUGCUUGUCUUCCUUGUACCAUAGAAAUAUUUUACAACAACUUCCAGUCAGUCACUUGUAGAGUUGCACUUUCCAGCUACAGUUAUUCUAAGAAGUUUGAUGAGAGUGAAGGAGCUGGCUUUACUGCUGCUUUUGCCUAAUUCCAAAGUGAGGAAGACCUAAGCUGAGCUUGGUAGCAGAUAGCAAUACAGCAGGUUUCUCUGCUUUCACCAUUUGACAGUCUAAACGCCGUUGUCAAUGUGCCACACCUGGAAAAGUACCAAAUACUUGUAGGUGUUAUUUUCUGUGCCACAAUAUACUUUUUGAGCAAUCUUCAUUCUUCUCCUGAGAGGGACAGAUUUUCAGGGUUCACCAAGAGAAGGGAGAAGCUGUUGAUUCAGAGAAGACUUCUUAUCAGCACUGACUUUUUCACAAAUGAGGUAUUUUAAUAUCCAUCUCAGCUCAUAAUCUCAUAUCCAAGCAUCUUCAACCACUUUAGAAAUGUGGAUGUUUGCUAAUGAUUACAUGAGCACCAUUUCCCACUACUCGCUCAUUCACUGAAGCUGUCCAAGUUCAAAUGUAGCAAGAUCUGGACAUAACUAGGUUUGGACUGGUAAGUGAUAUUCGCACUACACAAAUGCCAGGCAUUGGCCAUCUCCAAGAAGAGACAUGCCAACCAUUGCUUCUUAACGUUUAAUUGCAUUAUCAUUGCCAAAAACGAGUUGCUAUUGAUCAGAAACUGAACCGGAGCAGUAAUAUUAUUAAUGUGGCUAUGACAGCAGGUCAGAUGUUAAGAAUUCUGUAUUGAGCGAUUCAUUUCCUGUCCCACCAAUGCCUAUUCAUCUACAAGGCACAAGUCAGCAGUGUGCUGAAAUUCUCUCUGCUAGCCUAGAUGCGUGUAGCUCCAAAAAUACUUGAGGAAAUUUGAGACCCUAUCCAAUGAUUGAAUGUUCACUCACUUUACCACCAAUGCACAAUGGCAGUGGUCUACAAGAUACAUUGCAGUGAGACACCAAGACUCAAUUAACAGUACCUUCCAAACUACCUAGAAGGUUAAGGGUAGCAAGUAAGUGGGGACACCACCAGCUGCAGUAAUACAACAUCCUGAGUUGGAACUAUACUGUUCCCUCACUGUGUUAAAACCUAGGAAUCCACCCCUGCUAUAGGUGUCCCUAUACCUCAAGGAUGGCAGCUGUUCAAACGCUAGAUCACCACCACUUUCUCCAGAGCAAGUAAGAAUGGACAAUAAUUGCUGGCCAAGUGAGUGCCACUGCCAUCCCUUGAACAAUUUUUUAAAAAACUGGUAAAAAAAGGAGUGCACCUUACUACCGUUGAAUCACUGUUCAUAAUGAGUGAGGGACUACACUAUUGUCUUUAACUAUAUAAACAUUCCAAGUAACACUUUAAGAAUGUAAUUUCAGUAAGAUAGUAGCUAGAUCCAGCUUCAACCUUUUUUGAUCAUGAAGCUGUGACAAUACAGUGGUUGCAGAAAGUUUUCAUCCUGGAGAUCAAACAGUGAACAAAUGAUCUUACCACAUCCUGGAAAGUGGAAUCUCUGAAUAGAUGCAGUGACAAAAGAAACCAGGAGAAUGAAAUGGGUUUCCUUUCAGAAGCAGAUGAGAAAAGGUCAAGAUAAAUUUGGGCAUGUGGUGGGGGGUGGGGGGAGAGGGGCUUGUGAUGGCUAUAAGUGGAUAAUCUAUCUCCAGAAACAGGAAGAGAAGUCAAGGAAGGGAAGAAUCAGAGGUAGGCCAAGAGAUAAUGAGAGAAGGAUGGAAAUUUAAAGUAAAACUGGUGAUGUUUUUCCCCCCAAUUCUGGCCAGUAGCAAGAAGCAGCAUAGAUGACAUCAUCGCACUGGAGUGAACAAAAAUACUCUUGAAUAAAGUACCUCAUUAAAGUUGGACUAUAGUGCUGGUUCUGAGUUUAAAUAUGUUGCUUCCCAAUCCCUCAAGUGAGGAAAUAUUGGUCCCAAAAGAGAUUUAAAAAAACAGGGUAUCAAACAAAAACUGAACAGAUGCACACUGCAGAGAAGUACAUUCCGUUCAGAAUUCAGGUUUGGUCCUUCCCCUUGGAGGGGAUUCCAAGGAACAGGAUUUAUUGUAUUUGGAAAGGCUUGUACUGGUUAGGCCAGUCAACAUGGCUUUGUGGGGAAAAUCAUGCCUCAUUAA
Messenger RNA from Chiloscyllium plagiosum (whitespotted bambooshark), 4163 nucleotides. The record is from RefSeq and is a predicted model, not a curated record. Lineage: Eukaryota; Metazoa; Chordata; Chondrichthyes; Orectolobiformes; Hemiscylliidae.